Molecule: messenger RNA, 1099 nt
Organism: Nilaparvata lugens (brown planthopper)
Lineage: Eukaryota; Metazoa; Arthropoda; Insecta; Hemiptera; Delphacidae
Product: RNA pseudouridylate synthase domain-containing protein 1-like
Exons: 6
Coding region: 196-1071 (291 amino acids)
Biological process (GO): pseudouridine synthesis
Molecular function (GO): RNA binding; pseudouridine synthase activity
Source: RefSeq, a predicted model, not a curated record
AGCCUUUGUUUGUUUGUUUGACGGUGACCGGCUGCUUGCUCGCUCACGUCAGUCGUCACGUAGAGGCAGAACGCCGAAUACAAAAAUAUCGUGAUUUUGUUGUUGGAUAAACUAUUUUUAUAUUAGUAUAUUCAAACCAAAUAAAAUUAUUUUUUUAACAGAUUCUUGGUUUGAAAUCUAUCUUUCAGUGAUUGAAUGGAAUAUUUUAUUGAGCAUAUUUUGACACUGUUGCUAAACUAUGUGGGCAAAUACUUAAAGAAAAAGCUGUUGCCAAAAAAGAAGACAAUUGAAAUUAUCUACAAAAGUGAUAACUAUAUUGUAAUCAACAAGCCCCAUGACUUAUUAAUAAAUAGCAGUAAUCCUGAGAAUAAGGACACUCUAGAAUGGCGCCUACUUGCCGUGUUCCCUUGGCUGGCCAAUCCCAGCCUCAAAAACCGCUUCUAUUUCGUUCACCGGCUGGACUACGCGGUCAGCGGCCUCAUAAUGGUCGCUCUAAACCGGCGCGCAUGCGUGGCUGCUGCUACCUGCUUUCAGAAUCGUACCGUCAGCAAAUACUACCUGGCGCUUGUGCGCGGCCAUGUUUCAGCUGAUCAGCUGAUUGACGUGCAGGUGCCCGUAGGUGUGGACAUAGCCGAGCAGUCGCUUAGCAACCGUAUGAGCACCGGGGAGGGGCGCUGUGUGGGGGGGUCGAUGAAGGGAGCUCGCACCCAAAUGCUGGUCAUCGAGCGAGGGGUAUUCACCCCUGACGGAUACCCAGCCACCAAGGUUCUGCUGAAACUGAUAACAGGUCGACGUCACCAGCUGAGAGUGCACUGCUCCCAUCUGGGUCACACCAUAGUGGGUGACUACACCUACAGCAACCGCCGUGACACCAAGCCUCCGCGCACCUUUCUGCACUCGUUCAGGCUGGUGUUGAAGGACGGCGUGGAGUGCAUAGACGUGAGCACAGGUGAUCCGUUUGUGAGCGCGUGCGUAUGGACGCCCGUAGAGGUGGUCAACUGCCUCGACGCCGACGCAUUCCGCCAGCUGGAGACGCCUGCUCUGCCGCUACAAACCACCAUCACUUCCUGAUUAGGGUAAGGCUACUUGACUAUUAUCA